AGAUUGAACAGCUUCAUAAAGAGCUCGAUUGCCAAUCGGCCUUACGUUUAUCGCUAGAGAACGCGAUAAAUUGCCCGCCUUUCUUUGAUGAUCCUAUGUAUAAAUCAAUUUCUAAGCCAGUAGAGGAUCUUGUCCGAGAAAUUUCUCGUCUCGAAUUAGAAAUCUUGUACCUCGAAAAAUAUCUCCUCUCAUUGUACCGAAAAAAUUUCGCCAAAAGUCUCUCGUUUGCUCUAUCCAGUCGAGCAGAGGAGCGAAAACCGGAAGCUAGCUUAGAAUCAGCCAACGAAGAAUAUUCCGGAAUAUUCCGAACACACUCGUCGUUAUCUCAUAUCUCGGCUUGUUCGUUUAGGGCUUCUUCACCAACUUUCGAGGCCUUGGACACUUAUCAUUCGUUGCCUUUAUCCAUGUUGGAGAGGACUAAUGAUGGGAUUACAAAUGAAAAUCGGACGGUGUACAAUGUUCGUGAGACGCCUAAUUGGGUAUCUGAAGAGAUGAUCAAAUGCAUCUCGACCGUCUAUUUUCACCUCUCUGAUAUGGAUAAUUUGCCGUUAGACUCGUGGCUCGACAAAGAACUUUCCGGAAGUUUCUCCGCGACUUUCGAGAUACAUGACCUUGUAAGAGACUCAGAGAAGAUAAAUUCUGUUCAGGACAUGUUACAUAGUUACAGGUCUCUGAUUUCUAAAUUGGCCCAAGUUAAUCCUGGGAAGUUAAGGCAUGAUGAGAGAUUAGCAUUCUGGAUUAAUGUCCACAAUGCAUUAGUUAUGCAUGCAUAUCUGGUGUAUGGGAUUCCCAAAGGAAGUCUUAAGAGGGUGUCUUUAGUACUCAAGGCUGCAUACAAUAUUGGAGGCCAUACCAUAAGUGUGGACACAAUACAAAGUUCUAUCUUAGGUUGUCGUUUGCCUCGUCCGAAUCCGUGGCUACAUUCCUUGUUUUUCCCCAAGAAAAGAUUUAAAGCCGGGGAUCCUAUGAAUGCAUUUGCAGUUAAGUCCCUUGAGCCUCGGCUGCAUUUCGCUCUUUGCUCCGGAUGCAAAUCCGACCCAACCGUUCGAAUGUACACUUCGAAGAAAGUGUUCCAAGAGCUAGAGAUGGCUAAAGAAGAUUACAUUCAGAUGAAUGUGAAGCUUCAUAAAGACCUUAAUUUGUUGGUACCGAAAAAAGUCGAGCAUUUUGUGAAGGAGAUUGGUGGCUUAGCUCAAUCGGGCAUAGCACAAAAGGUCGAGCAUUUGCUGUCCGACUCAAUGGGAAUCAAGAAUGGUCGACUCGGAAAGUUGUGGAAGAAAGUCGAUUGGAUUCCGUACGAUUUCGCCUUCGUGGGUAGUGGGCCUGAUGGGGAUGGGCUGGUAGGCCAGACGUGA
Messenger RNA from Striga asiatica, 1355 nucleotides. Lineage: Eukaryota; Viridiplantae; Streptophyta; Magnoliopsida; Lamiales; Orobanchaceae. The record is from the annotation of a GenBank genome assembly.